Messenger RNA from Eriocheir sinensis (Chinese mitten crab), 2811 nucleotides. Its product is annotated as MARVEL domain-containing protein 1-like. The transcript has 4 exons. The record is from RefSeq and is a predicted model, not a curated record. NCBI's taxonomy places the organism in Eukaryota, Metazoa, Arthropoda, Malacostraca, Decapoda, Varunidae. Gene Ontology annotation, cellular component: membrane. Bases 370 to 918 code for a protein of 182 amino acids.
CCUCUGCUUGGUCACUGUGUUAGUCAGUCAGUCAGUCAGUGUGUGUGUGUGGAGAUCUGACUGUUACCACUACUACUACUACUACUACUACUACUACUACUACUACUACUACUGUCUGUCUCUGCUAGUUGUGUGUGCUCAGUGUCGGUUUUCCUUCAGUGUUUUCAAGCGUACACACACACACACACACACACACACACACACACACACACCGGUUUUGUCCAAGUGUGUGUGUUUAGAAAAGGAAACUAUAUUAAGAUUGUGUGAUUUUGGGUGUGUGUGACCUCUUCUCUCUCUCUCUCUCUCUCUCUCUCUCUCUCUCUGAAGAGGAAUUGAUUUGCUCGGAAUCGUCAAUUAAAAACGAACAAGAUGGAAGGCGGUAUGGUUGACCCAGGCUUCCCCGUCCAGACCACUACCACCACCACCACCACCACGGCCGCCACCACCACCAUCUACUUCGACAAAGCCUAUAUCAACCCACGCAACAUCCCGGCCAUACUUAAGAUUGCGGUGAUGGUGACAAACUUGAUCGGGUACCUGUGUUCGGCUUUCUCCACCUUCAACUACUAUUCCCAUUCCGAGUGGUUCUGCUUCGUCUCCAUGACCGGGUUCUGGGCCACGGGCAUUCUCCUCAUUCUGUAUGUGCUCCAUGUGGUUGAGAAAUUCCAAAGAGUUCCCUGGCUGAAGGUGGAACUUGGGUAUUGCACGCUCUGGGCUCUCCUCUAUCUCAUUGCUGCGUCCGUCUGCAUAUGGCGCGGCGGGGCGGACACGGCAGCCGGGUUCUUUGGCUACGUUUCCCUUGUCAUCUACGCCGUCGACGCCUUCUUCAAGUUCAAGGCCUGGCGCAGCGGGGAGGUGGCCCAGGGGGAGAGGCAGAUGGAGGCACAACCCGAGUUAGCUUCCCCCGGGGCCUACUAAAGGAAAGGAAGACGAAGAUAAAGGGCUGGAAGAGUGGAUUUGAUGGUGAGGCGAUUGUCUUUUGUUUAUUAUAAUUGUUAGUGUUUGGAGAGGGUGGGGGCUGAUGUUGUCUGGUUCUGUGGCGUUAGAGGUGAAGAUGAGGGGAUGGAGGAGUGGAUUUGUUUACUAUAAUUGUUGGUGUUUGGAGAGGGCGGGGGCUGAUGUUGUCUGGUUCUGUGGUGUUAGAGGUGAAGAUGAAGGGAUGGAAGAGUGGAUUUGAUGGUGAGGUGAUUGUCUUUUGUAUACUAUUAAGUGUUGGUGUUUGGAGAGGGCGGGGGCUGAUGUUGUCUGGUUCGGUGGCGUUUGAGAUUGCUUUUGUGUGUGUGUGUGUGUUUGGGUGAGGAAAAAUAAGAAGGAAAGGAAGAAAGGAAGGAAGGCAAAGAUUAUGAUUGUGUUGGUUAAGGAGAGAGAGAAAGGAGAGAAGGAAGGAAGGAAGGGAGAAAAGGAAAGAGGGAAAAGAAGGUGAUUGUCAUUUGUUUUGAAUCUGAUGUUCGAGUCACUUCCAGAUUAUUGAAAAAAGUCUGUUUGUGUUGGUAUUGUAUGAGGUUGUUUGUCUGUGUGUGUAUGUAUGUGUUUGGGUGAAUAAAGAGAGAGAGAGAGGAAGGAAGAGAAGAAAAGGAGGAAAAGAAGAAAGGAAGGAAAAGGAGAGAAGGAAGGAAAAAUAAGUCAGUCGUUUGCUUUGAUUCUGAAAUUCGAAUAAGUGAAAGAAGGAAUGAAAGGAAUGAAAAAAUAAAGUUUGAGAAGGUGUUUGUCAUCUAUAAAGUGUUUGGACAAGCUCAUAUAUGUGUGUUUUGUGUUUGUAAGAGUUUUUUUUUGUGUGUGUUAAGGAAAGAGGAAAAGAAAGAGGGAAGGAAGGGAGGAGGCGUUUGUCAUUUUAAAAAGCUUCUGUUUGUUUUAGUAAUGCCAGAAAAUGCAUGUGUUUAGCAUAUAUCUGUUUGAUAAGAGAGAGAAAACGAAAGAGGAAAGAAAGAAGAGAAAGAAAGAAAGAAAGGAAGGAAGAAAAAGAAAUCGUGUGUUCAACAGACAUGUUUGUUUUAAGAGAAAAUCGAAGGGAAUGAGGAAAGAAAGAAAGAAAGAAAGAAAGAAAGAAAGAUUAAGAUAUUUGUUUAAGUAAUGCCAGAAAUUAUGUGAGUGUUUAGCUUAUAUAUAUUUGCUAAAGAGAGAAAAGGAAGGAAGGCAGGACGGAAGGUUAGCUAUCGAGGGUUGUCUUAAAGCUUCAAUUCUGUGAUUCGAAGCAGUUUCAAAAUUGUGUACCUAAAAAAAGACAAAAUUGAUAACCUCAGUCCCGUGUGUGUGUGUGUGUGUGUUGCUAAGGAGAGUGUUUGUCUUUUGUUUACUACAAGUGUUGGUGUUUGGAGAGGUCGGGGGCUGAUGUUGUCUGGUUCGGUGGCGUUAGAGGUGAAGUCUAAUUGGUAAGGUUUAAUUCAUGUUAUUUCGUUUUAAUCUAUUCCGGAGUUGAAAAAAUAAUAUUGACAUUUUUUUUUUUUUUUGGUAGUGUAAGAAAGCGUGCUUGUAUUGUUAUAAUUUUUUGCACUUUUUAUCACUUCUGUUAUCAUUAUUAUUUUUGUGAAGGCGUUUGAAUUAUGUAUGUGAAAUGUUAAGGAAAUUUAUUUUCAUAGGAACAACGAAGAAUAAUUGAAUUUCAAUAGUAUGCGUUUAAAGAUGUCAAAGGAAAUGGAUUAAAAUUGUCCACGGGGGAAAUUCGAGUAGGCUAAGGUUUUCAAAUUAAUUCCAAGCUCUUCGUUACUUCAUUUAUACUAAUUAAUAAUGCUUCGAAAUGUUUAAUCAGUUACCUGCAUCUUUUUUUCUUCUUUAAGUUUGUAUUAGUUGUCGUUAGUCGCCCAUUUUUUUUUU